AUGGCCGCCGCCGAGCUUACCUCGAGUCAAGGCCAUGCCUUGACGAUGGCUUCACACCAAGAUGAUCUACUGGGCAAGAUAUCGGAGAUGGAGAAAUCUGUGGGCAAGAUAUCAGAGAUGGAGAAAACUCUGGGCCAACUGUUGGAUUGGUCGAAAUCAAUAACGCAGGAGCUUCGCUUACGACAACCCGGUCCACCCGUAAUGACGGAGCCGCUUCCACCUUCCACGGUGAUUGAGUACUGCAAUCCCAACCAUGAGGCUGAUGAUCUUUACCCAAGCUUGCCUGAGGAUUGGGAGCAUGCAUCAAUGACGUUAAAUCAAGGGGAAGCUAGAUCUGUAUAUUUAUUCGUGUCUUCUUAUGAGGACGAUGAGCACGCUAAUGCAGUCUAUGAAGUGAAAUUCAAACACGGAGGAGAAGUCACUCAUGAAUCCCCAGUAGUUAGACAUGUUGCCAAGUUUCGCAACGGUUCUUGCCAUGAUGCUGCACGGAUUCUCAACCACUCCAAAUUAUAUUGCGUUGGACAUGAUGGUGGAUUUAUUGUUGACAUGGAGAGUUGGUCAAAAUGUUCAUCUAUUCCUCCUAUCCCAGCCUCUAAAUCACUAGAAACUAUUGUGAGCGCAUAUGGCAAGGUUUAUUAUCUUGCACGUCCAUCAACCUUCUUAUCACCAGUAAUGGGGCCCUCCUUUGGGAGAUAUGAUCAUGAUCAGAAGAUUUGGAAGCAAAUGACUCCUUUUCCAUUUUAUGAUGAUUAUGACCCCCUGUUGCAAAUAACUGGUUAUGCUGUUUGUUAUGGUGUUAUUUUGUUUUCAUUGUCUGGCUUGAGGAACGGGAAAUUCGGUGUCGUUGCUUUUCAUGUAGGUAGAAAGGAUUGGAAUCGAGUGAAAGUUGACAUUUCUGCUUAUUGUGCUCCUCCAUUCCAAGGGAGGGCCGUGGUUGUAGACGAGACUAUCUAUGCCUUAUAUGGGGAUUCAAAGAUUAUAGCAUUCUCCUUUACUAUGGUCAAAGAUGAUGAUAAUGGUAUUCAUUAUUCCCUAAGACAGCUUUUUAUAUUGCAAGGCCUUGAGUUCGAGCGUCCGGUGCUGCCAUGUUUUAACGAUAGGUCACAGUAUUUGGUUCAUUUGGGGAACCAUGACUUUUUCCAUGUCCAGACUGGUUGGUGCGAUGGAUAUCUCAAGGUUCAAUAUCUUAGUAUCACCACGUUUCAAAUUGUUGUUGGAGAAGGAGGAAGACAUAUGAUCAAGACCAUAUAUUCAACCCUUCAUUCUGUGGAUAUCAAGGGCUCUGAAUGGUUUGAUCUUGUUUUUUGCUUCACACCGUAA
Molecule: messenger RNA, 1320 nt
Organism: Prunus armeniaca (apricot)
Lineage: Eukaryota; Viridiplantae; Streptophyta; Magnoliopsida; Rosales; Rosaceae
Source: the annotation of a GenBank genome assembly